CAGCGCGCAGUGCUGCUUUCCUCUUUCACUCACUCUCAGAGAGCAGCUCAGCUCAGCUCAGCCAGCGGGGGCUGCGGAGACCCGCACGCCUCCUUCUUUACUCCUCCUGUACUGCCACAACCGAAAUGCUAUACUUUAAUUUGAUAAGAUAACAUUGUCCUGGCUGUGGAAGUGGACUGGAGCUCCUCACCCUGACCGAAAGCUACACGUGGGACGGAGGAGAAGUUAGCCAAACAAACCUUCAUAGUGUGAAGAGCACAGAACCUUCUUUUUAUCCACCGCUGGAAAAGGCCACAAUGAGUGCCAGAUCAGCAAUCAACAAAGAGAUCUUCACACCACAUGAUGAGAGGAUGCUGGCGGCUGUGCAGGUGAAGAGGAGGACAAAGAAGAAGAUUCCCUUCCUGGCUACAGGUGGACAGGGUGACUACACCACUUUCAUCUGCCUGUCAGUAACCAACAAGAAGCCAGCACAGGUGUCCAUCACGAAAGUGAAGCAGUUUGAGGGCUCUUCCUCUUUUGUCAGAAGAUCACAGUGGACCCUGGACCAGUUGAGGCAGGUGAAUGGCAUCGACCCCAACAGGGAUUGCCCAGAGUUUGACUUGACGUUUGAGAAUGCAUUUGACCAGUGGGUGGCCGGCUCUUCUGGAGACAAGUGCAUGUUUGUUCAGGUCCUCCACAACACCUGCCAGCGUCACAGCGCAGAUAGAAAACCUGAGUUUGUCAACUGCCAGUCUAAACUGCUGGGAGGUAACAGCAUCCUGCACUCUGCAGCAGACAGUGUUACCAGUGCUGUGCAGAAGGCCAGUCAGGCUCUGAAUGAGCGUGGAGAGAGACUGGGCCGAGUGGAGGAAAAAACUGGAGAUAUGAUGAACAGCGCGCAGCAGUUUGCUGAUACUGCACACAAGCUGGCCAUGAAGCACAAGUGUUAAACUGUGCCAGAUCUCGGAGCGUCCUGCCAAGGAUGGCUGGCACAUGUAAAUCGGAUGGAUUUUAGAUUUUAUUCUUUUUUUUUUUCAACCAGAAAAAGAAGAUUUAAUAAGAUUAGCAUUAUGAAUUAACACUGGUUUUAAUUUUUAAUUCCUCCUGACAUUUCCAGAAGUGAAGUCGAAAUGCUAUAGGACAAUAUGGCCCACUGACUGUGAGUGACCGCUUUAGGGCAUUGUCUCUUUUCUGGCUCCUCUUGUCCGGUUCCUGUGCCAGGAAGAAGAGAGCUUUCUGUGGGACUUGGAUGCAGUACCAUGCACGGGGGGGUGCUGUUUUACAAAUGGCUGGUUAAAGUGGAUACACCAAGGAAAAAACAAUUUGUUAGCCAUGAACUUGAAGUUCUGUAUCUGUAUCCCUGUAUUUCUCAUUAUAUACUGCAUACCAUUAAAAGUGUAGUAUUUGUCAAAGCCGCUAGAUUUGAUUUCCAUUUUGGAGAGGGCUGAAAGUUACUUGGGAUUUAUUUAACAGCAUCACUACUUUCAGGACAUCUAGUGUCUAUAGAAUAAUUUCCCCAGAUCUUCCUAAUAUAUGCCAAACAUGUACUGUGAGAAUGUAAUGCUAAUGGAAUUGAGCAUUUGGGUUUGGAAAAGCACAGAGCUUUUCAUAGAUUUAAUUAGAAGUGUGCUUGCUGUGAAGCUGAAACACAUGUUCAAAUUAUGUGGUUACAUACAGUCAUGUGCAAAAGUUUGAACAACCUAUUAAAUAUGUUUCUGCUAAUUAUAGUGCACACUUUCUAUUUAUUUGCUUAACAGGGGAAAAAAACGAAAAUAUAAAAUGUGCCACAACUUUUAUAUAGACCACAAUGUAUUAUUUUCCCUUAUAUGUCAAGUUCAGCAAUUAAACAGUAAUUGUGCAUUAAGAUGAGCAGUUCUCUGGAGAUGUGUACUUAUUCUCACUUAGAAAACUAACAAAACACGUCAAACUUGUAUAUGACUGUAUGUGCACUGUAGCUUAAAUGAGACUUGUGUGCAGAUCUCUAUCAUAACCAAAACUAAAUGCAAACAAAGCACUUUUUAACUGAAGUACAACUCUAUUGUAAAUAGAAAGCAUUUGGUUUCAGUUUUAAUUGGUUCUGAUUUUAAACAUGCAAUAAGCAGAUUGUCUUGCUUAUAUCUGGUAAAGUAAAAUGGGAUAUUAGACAGGCUAAUGUGGAAGGAAUGGGCUGUUGUUUGAUGCUUAUUUUACUACAUUGGAUGAAUAGUUGAAAUUACCUUGCUGAAAAUCUGAAAAUAUCACUUUCUGUAUUCUUUCUUUAACCUUAACAAGUUUUCACAACAGUUGUCAUUCAUGAUAAUGUAAUUUACAGCAGUGAAAUGUAGUAUAUUAGGUGGGAAUAAUUUAAUAAGUAACCUCUGUUACAUACUCACCAUGUCUACUGCCAUUCUAUAUGGGCUUGUAACAGUGUAUGUGAUCUUCCUAAUUCAGUAACAGUAUUUGUCACCUGAUUUUCUUGUAUGAGUUCUCAAAGUUAUUGUUUUUUUUAUGUUUAUUUUUUGUUUUUGAAAAUACUUUGCAAAUGAGACAUUUUUAGAUUUUGUAUUACAUAUUUGUUAAUGAACGCUUCCUGGGCAAAUUGUUGUCUUAGUGCCAUUGUUUUUGUGGUGUUCAGAUUGUUACCUGUAGCUCAUUUUGUAAUAUCAGGCUUCAUCAAAAACAGCUGCUGACCAUUACCCUGUGUGUGUGUGUGUGUGUGUGUGUGUGUGUAUGAGGGCGAGUAUGCAUGUGUGUGUGAGCGCACAGCUGAUGAUGUGCUGACAUCUUUAUCUUUUUAGAUCACCCUUCACUGAAAAGCUCUCAGACUAGUUCAUUUUAAUAAAAGAAUGAAACAGUUUUGAAAUGUAUUGUUAACUAACUUGUGCCAUCAUUUCAUUAAACAUUCAGCUUUCAGUA
Pygocentrus nattereri (red-bellied piranha) is the source of this 2874-nucleotide messenger RNA. RefSeq names its product syntaxin binding protein 6 (amisyn) (gene stxbp6). NCBI's taxonomy places the organism in Eukaryota, Metazoa, Chordata, Actinopteri, Characiformes, Serrasalmidae. The coding region runs from base 297 to 929 and encodes 210 amino acids. The record is from RefSeq and is a predicted model, not a curated record. Gene Ontology annotation, molecular function: phosphatidylinositol-4,5-bisphosphate binding. The transcript has 6 exons. Gene Ontology annotation, biological process: regulation of SNARE complex assembly; exocytosis; Golgi to plasma membrane transport. Gene Ontology annotation, cellular component: exocyst; plasma membrane.